AGCAACCAUCAAGCGCUCCACCACCGGAAAAGAAACCGAGCGGGUUAUCCACAUCUCUCGUGUCGUCGUGGCUUAUUCUUCCGCCACCCACCCACCCCACGUCCGCUGCCGAGUAUAGUAAGUAGAGAUGAGAUGCCGCCGCCGUCGAUGGUGCUGCAGCUCCCACGGCUGGGCCGAGUCGCCGGAGUAACGGCGGCACCUGCAUCCAAAGCCGGGCCCCGCAAAUUGAAUUUCCAUGGGUGCCGCAGCAGCCGGCGCUCCUCCUCGUCCAGCAGCAGAAGCAGCAGCUGGUUCUCCUCCAACGCCGAGAAUCCCGGCCCCGACACCAGAGACGAUAACAGGACUAGUAGUAGGAGGUGGUGGUCCGACGACCAAUUCGACGUGGAGGAGGAGGAGGAGGAGGAGGAAUUCGGGAGCGAGGGCUCGUUUGGUUCUGCAAGGGAGAUGUUCGACGAGCCAUGGUUUACCAAGGUGUUCAGGGUGUACGGGUAUGUGCUCCCGGUGCUGCUGGCGUCCAUGCUGGUGACAACAGGGCCACAGGCUUUCCUCAUGGCGAUGGCCAUCCCGCUCGUCCAGUCCGUUCUCUCCUUCGCCAUUUCCAAGAUUGCUUCGUUUGGCCGGCGCCGCCGUGACGAAGAAGAAUAUGACGACGAUGGUUAUUAUUAUUCCGAUUACGGCAGCGGCGGCUGGGAAGCUGAAGAACAAUAUAGCAGCAACUCUUCCUCCACGUACAGAGGAGGAGACAGCAGCACUGGUAGCAGCAGGUACCAGCAGCAGCAACAGGAGGAGUCUGCAGAUUCAGAUCCAACGGUAGAAUCGGGUGAUAUUAACGGUACCACCGGCACAGCAGCUAGAAGUGAAAGUGGUAGUACCGGUUUUGGAGGAUGGGACGAGCUGGAAGAAGGCGGCGACCGCCGCAGCAGCGGCAGGUCGCGUGCACGGGGGUCGCCGGCGGGUACUGCUACCGCUGGUGGUGCAGUGGGAACGAGUAGACCACCGGCAACUAGAAGGAGAAGAAGCAGAGGAGCUGCGGCCGCAAGGUACAGGCAAGCGCCCCUGCCGAUGCGCUUGCUCAUCGCGCUCUUCCCAUUCCUGGGUUCAUGGUUCAGAAUUUUGCUCUAAUUCCAUAAAUUAGGGUCAAUUCCUCCACGAAGAAUAUUUAUCGUUGUUUCUCGUCCAGGUGUAUACCAAUGUGUAUGCAUAACUAGAUCGAUCCUCACGAUCCAGUGUGUGUAUUACCAUUUGAUUUUUGAAACAGAUGUAUUACCAGUAUAAUUUUUUAGAAAGAAUAUGUUCCUGCUAGAAAAA
Messenger RNA from Aegilops tauschii subsp. strangulata, 1308 nucleotides. RefSeq lists its product as uncharacterized. The record is from RefSeq and is a predicted model, not a curated record. NCBI's taxonomy places the organism in Eukaryota, Viridiplantae, Streptophyta, Magnoliopsida, Poales, Poaceae.